AUGCUUCGAUUUAAGCUGUUGGCUCUCUGCGCGUUAGCGACUAGCCCCUUGGCUUCCGCUGUGUCUACUCAAAGUUAUUCGUGGAACAAUGUUAAGAUCGGAGGAGGAGGAGGGUUCAUCCCUGGAAUCGUUUUCAACCCUAACGAGAAGGGACUUGCGUAUGCUCGUGCAGACAUCGGUGGCGCAUACCGGUUGAAUUCUGAUGACUCUUGGACACCCCUUCUCGAUUUUGCGGACAAUUCUCGCUGGAAUUACUGGGGCGUUGAUGCUUUAGCCACAGACCCGAUUGAUACAAGCAACCUGUACUUGGCCACUGGAAUGUACACUAAUAGCUGGGACCCAAACAAUGGCCAAAUCCUCAUCUCAAAGGAUAAGGGAGAUACUUGGACUGUCUCAGAACUGCCCUUCAAGGUCGGUGGUAACAUGCCUGGUCGAGGAUUAGGCGAACGGUUAGCUAUAGACCCCAAUGACAACUCAAUACUCUUUUUCGGCGCACGAAGUGGUCACGGCUUAUGGAAAUCCACCAACUCUGCCGUCACUUGGACGCAGGUCACAUCUUUCCCCAGCAUUGGUUCAGAUAUUCCUGAUCCAACAGAUACCACUGGCUACAACUCCGAUAUCAUUGGUAUUGCCUGGGUUACCUUCGACUCUACCUCUGGUUCCACGGGAAAAGCUACGCCUCGUAUUUUUGCCGGAGUUGCAAACAUGGGUUCAAACAAUGUUUUCGUCUCAGAAGAUGGAGGCAGUACUUGGGCUGCUGUUGCUGGUCAGAACAACACCUAUAUUCCUCACAAAGGUGUUCUAUCCCCUGCUGAAAAUACUCUGUACGUCAGCUAUAGUAAUGGUGCUGGCCCUUAUGAUGGUACAUUGGGUAUUGUACAGAAAUAUAACGUUGCAACUCACUUGCCUCCAAUACACUUUACAUCAUGCUUAUACCUUCGUUCAGGGACUGAUAUCACACCUGUUUCUGGAUCUGACCUAUACUUUGGCUUCGGUGGUCUCUCUGUCGAUCUCCAAAAGCCUGGGACAUUGAUGGUGGCUGCCUUGAACUCGCCAGAUGGUCAGAUCUUCCGCUCUACGGACAGUGGUGCUACUUGGUCUCCGCUUUGGGAAUGGAUUUCAUACCCUACGCUCGCAAAGUACUACACUUACUCUGAUGCACUUGCGCCAUGGCUCGGACCUGAUUCUGUUGACCUGACUCUUGGCGAUCUGCAAAUCGGCUGGAUGAUGGAGUCUCUAUCUAUUGACCCCUUCGAUUCUGAUCAUUUCCUAUAUGGAACUGGUGCGACUAUCUAUGGCAGCCACGAUUUAACUCAGUGGGAUUCCGAACACUUGAUUACCCUCGAAUCAUUGGCAGAUGGGAUCGAAGAAACUUCCGUACAGAACAUUAUUGCACCCCCUGUCGGACCUCUUUUAUUGUCUGUAGUAGGCGAUAUUGAAGGCUUUGAGCAUACCUCCCUCACAACUCCUCCUGCUCAAGAGUUCCAAAAUCCAGAAUGGGCUACCGCAAUCGACAUUGACUACGCCGGUAAUACCCCAACCGACAUAGUACGAAUUGGGAACAACGCUGGUUCUACCCUUCAGCAGGUUGCUGUAUCUACAGAUUCCGGUAACUCUUGGAAUAUAGAUUAUGGCGCAGCCUUGAAUGUCACCGGUGGAAAGGUCGCCUAUUCCGCCAACGCUGACACCGUACUUUGGAGUAGCUCAACGAACGGUGUCUUGGUUUCUCAAUACACUGAUGCCUUUACUGCUGUCUCGUCCCUCCCCAGCGGGUCUAUUAUUGCAUCUGACAAACGCAACAAUGCAAUCUUCUUUGCUGCUUCUGGUGCAAAUUUCUAUAUGUCUACAGAUACCGGACACACCUUUGCCGUGAAAUCAACGCUCAGCUCUUCUACCUCUCCUGCCAAAAUCGUCAUGCAUCCCAAUGUCACUGGUGACGUUUGGGUUUCCACUGACAAGGGUCUUUUCCAUUCCACCAACAACGGUACUACUUUCACCACAAUCUCCGGUGUCACUGAAGCCUGGGCUAUUGCAUUGGGUGCGCCGGCGACGUCUGGAGGGUAUCCUUCUUUAUAUGCAGCCGCAAACAUUGGAGGCACGAUCGGAUACUUCAGGACCGAUGAUCAAGGUACAAACUGGGUACAGAUAAACGACGCCGCUCAUGGAUUCGGUAGUAUUUCCUCAAACCCUAUAACUGCCGAUUUACGGGUUUAUGGCCGCGUUUUCAUUGGUACCAAUGGGCGAGGUAUAUUCUACGGUGUACCAGCCGGUGCAGCUCCACCUCCUACAUCAACUGUGGCGUCGACUUCCACCACUUCAAUCUCAUCGACAAGCAAGACCACCACUACCCCUACAACCAUUUCUUCAACUACUUCGUCGCACUCGACUACGACGUCUACCACAUCCUCUUCUUCUCCUACCUCGACCUCGACAGCUAGUGCUUAUGGACAAUGUGGUGGCUCUGGAUGGACCGGUCCUACAGCGUGUGUGGCUGGAUACACUUGCGUCGCACAAAACACUUUCUAUUCGCAAUGCAUCCCAUCGUGA
Lentinula edodes (shiitake mushroom) is the source of this 2547-nucleotide messenger RNA. RefSeq lists its product as uncharacterized. Gene Ontology annotation, cellular component: extracellular region. The coding region runs from base 1 to 2547 and encodes 848 amino acids. The transcript has 27 exons. The record is from RefSeq and is a predicted model, not a curated record. Gene Ontology annotation, biological process: xyloglucan metabolic process. NCBI's taxonomy places the organism in Eukaryota, Fungi, Basidiomycota, Agaricomycetes, Agaricales, Omphalotaceae. Gene Ontology annotation, molecular function: protein binding; cellulose binding.